Molecule: messenger RNA, 3710 nt
Organism: Calidris pugnax (ruff)
Lineage: Eukaryota; Metazoa; Chordata; Aves; Charadriiformes; Scolopacidae
Gene: XRCC5
Product: X-ray repair complementing defective repair in Chinese hamster cells 5
Exons: 21
Coding region: 65-2257 (730 amino acids)
Biological process (GO): cellular response to gamma radiation; telomere maintenance; cellular response to X-ray
Cellular component (GO): Ku70:Ku80 complex; nucleus
Molecular function (GO): damaged DNA binding; telomeric repeat DNA binding; DNA helicase activity
Source: RefSeq, a predicted model, not a curated record
GCGGCCGGGACAGCUCGCCGGCCGGAGCGCUGAGCGCGGUGCACCGCAUCCCGGAACGAGCGAGAUGGCGCGCAGCGGCAAGGCAGCCAUAGUGCUGUGCCUGGAUGUAGGCUUUCCAAUGAGCAAUUCUGCUGUUGGUGAGGAAUCUUCAUUUGAACAAGCCAAGAAGGUUAUGACAAAGUUUGUGCAGCGACAGGUUUUUGCUGAGAGUAAAGAUGAAGUCGCUGUAGUUUUGUUUGGCACAAGUGGUACCAGGAAUGCCCUUGCCAGUGGGGAUCAAUACCAAAACAUUACUGUGCACAGAUCACUAAUGCUGCCAGAUUUUGAUCUGUUGGAAGACAUUCAAGAUACAAUUAAACCAGGCUGUAAACAAGCAGACUUUCUGGAUGCUGUUAUUGUGUGUAUGGACCUUCUUCAGAAUGAAACACUAGGAAAGAAAUAUGAGAAGAGACACAUUGAACUUUUUACUGACCUUAAUAGCCCUGUCAGUGAGGAUCAGCUGGAAAUUAUCGUUGCUAACUUGAAGAAAACGGGAAUUUCAAUUCAGUUUUUUCUGCCAUUUCCAGCAGAUGUUGAUGAUGGAGGUGGAGGCACGAAUGCCAGUGAAUGUUCUAAAAUGCACAGAAACUCUUUUCCAAGAAAGGCUUUAUCUGAGCAACAGAAGGAAGGCAUUGAUGUGGUGAGGAAACUGAUGCAUACUUUGGACGAAGGAGGAGGGCUGGAAGAAAUUUAUACUUUCAGAGAGAGCCUGGAGCGUCUUUCAAUGUUCAAGAAAAUAGAAAGAAGACCUAUGGCUUGGCCCUGCCAGCUCACUAUUGGUUCUAAUUUGUCUAUAAGGAUUGUGGCCUACAAAUCAGUCACAGAAGAGAAGGUGAAAAAAAUGUGGACAGUUGUGGAUGCUAAAACCCUCAAAAAAGAUGAUGUGCAAAAAGAAACUGUUUACUGCCUGAAUGAUGACGAUGAGACAGAGGUUCAGAAAGAUGAUACUAUUCAAGGGUUUCGCUAUGGGAGUGAUAUAGUUCCUUUUUCCAAGGAAGAUGAAGAGCAAAUGAAAUACAAAACAGAAGAAAAAUGUUUUUCUGUUUUGGGAUUCACCAGAUCCUCUCAGAUCCAGAGGCAUUACUACAUGGGCAACCAGGUUCUGAAGGUCUUUGCAGCUAAAGAUGAUGAGAAUGCAGCAGUUGCUUUUUCUGCUCUUGUUCAUGCGCUUGAUGAGUUGAAUGUGGUAGCUAUAGUGCGAUAUGCUUAUGAUAGAAGAUGCAACCCGCAAAUUGGAGUAGCUUUACCGUGUAUUAAGGAUGCAUACGAGUGUCUCAUCUAUGUGCAGCUACCCUACAUGGAAGACUUAAGACCGUACAUAUUUUCAUCCCUGAAAAACAAUAAAAAAUGCAUUCCUACAGCGGAUCAGUUAUCUGCUGUUGACUCUUUGAUUGAUUCUAUGAAUCUGGUUUGUGAAGAUGAUGAUGGAGAAACUUUUGAGGACCUCUUUAAGCCUAGUAAAAUUCCAAACCCUCAUUUUCAGAGGCUGUAUCAGUGUUUGCAACAUAAGGCUUUUCACCCCAAUGAGCCAUUGCCACCAAUUGAACAGCACCUUCUUGAGAUGCUGGAGAUGCCCCAUGUGGUAAAAGAAAAGUGUCAGGCUCCGCUUGAAAAAGUAAAGGCACUUUUUCCCCUAAAGGAAGUUGGCAAGAAAAAAGAAGAGAAGACUGCUCAAGACAUCUUCAAAGACAACAGUGAAGAUGGACCCAAACCUAAGAAACUAAAAAUUGAAGAUGAGGAAGGUACCUUUAGCAUCAUGAAACUUGCUGAAGGCAAUGUCACCUCUGUUGGCAGUGUUAACCCAGGAGAAGAUUUCCGAAUUCUGGUGAGGCAGAAAAAUGCUGAUUUCAAAGACGUGAGCCAGCAGCUGAUAAACCGCAUUGAUCAGUUCCUGGAAAAUAAAGGUUCGCAGUACUACAUGAAAGGGAUCAAUUGUAUCAGAGUUUUCAGAGAGGAGGCCAUUAAGCUGUCCAAGGUGCAGUGCUUUAAUGAUUUUCUGCAGGCCCUGAAAUCAAAGGUGGAAGAUAAAGCCUUAGCUGAUUUCUGGGAGAUCAUUAUACAAGACAGAAUUUCUUUGAUCACUAAAGAUGAAGCAGAGGGAAGUUUGGUGACUAGAGAAGAGGCUGAAAAGUUCCUGGCUCCAAAAGAAAAGAAAAAUGAAACUCCACCUCCGACAGAUGAAGGUGGUGAUGUUGAUGAUUUGCUGGACAUGAUGUGACCAGGUGAUGAUGAGGUGAUACAUGGUGACUAUACAAGCAAGUUUUGGAAGAGGUCUCCCUGUGACAUGUGGGGCACAAAAGAGGAUGCUAAUGAGAAGACAGUAUAUCCAUCUUUAUUUUCUCAAAUGAGAGCAGACGUCCCAGAGACAUUUUCAGUUGUUAUAAAUGUAAUCUGACUUUUCAAAACUAGAACAGCAGAUUGAAAUAAUCUGCAGUAUUUGUGAAGUAAUGAUACCUUUAAGGCAUCUCUCUUUUUUUUUUUUUGGUCUUUUUUAGCAUACUGAAUCUAGCUUAUCCUUGGCAUUGCUUUCAGCUAAACGCUACUAAAUUUAAUGAGAAUCUGCGCUGGCGCCUGAAAUUCUUGUUACAUUGCCUGGGAAGGAAGAUAGAAAUGUCACAGUAAGGUUACCAGGUAAUGCUGAAUCUUUAGUGGAGGUAACUCUAUAGCAUUAUUGUUACAGAAGGGAAAAAGUCUCUAUUUUCAUGCUUUUUUUCCCUAUUAAAAAAAACCAAAACAAAACAAACCAAAACAGGCCAGUGAGUCACAAAGUACUAGUUUGAAAUACACAACAGAAUCUAAAGCACGCAGCGAAGCCAAGUAUGCUGAUUUUGUUUGCCAUACUGUACACAAAUCAGUGAUUAUGGUCAUGUCUGUACUACAGGUUCCCUAUCCUGUCAGUUCAGCAGCAGCUUAAUGGUCCCUUUCUGUUAUACAUCUUCCUAUUUAUAUGCUGGAAUUUCUGGGUUGGUUUUUUUUUUUUUAGACUUUUAUCUUGUAUGGUUACUGUAGAUACUCCUGGUGCUAAAGCAUGAAUGAGUCAGUUACAUCCCUAUUCCAUACACUGCAGAUAACUGCUAAUGAAGAGAAGAAGAAUCCAUGAAAGCUGUACUCUGACACCUGUCAUAGAGAACUGAUAAUAAUUAACACUGGUAACCAACAAGGAGCACUGCGUACACACGGUAAUCCAAGGUAGUAGUUUGGAUUGUUUGUUACAACCAGACUCAUCCUUUAAAAGCUUUUCUUGCUUUAUAUUGCAAGUAUAUAAACAAACGGUGCAAAACAGUAUUAAGAUCAUAAAAAAGAAAAAAUCAUGAGCUGUAGUUAAAAAAUGUUUGGGAAUAUCUGGACUUUAUACUGAACAGCAUCUCCUGUGUGGGAAACAGCAAUUGGUUUUUACCCCUACCUCCCUACACAGUGACGUGGUCUCUCCUCUCAUACAUCCUGUCCAGAGUACGACUUCGAAAGGGUUUCUGAAAUGCAAAUGGCAGGGAGUAAGUGAUCUUUCCAGAACUUUAGAGCAUUGGUGUCACCAGAAGAUACUUUUUUGAACUGUAAAUACUUGGUCAGUCCAUUGUUUUGAAUGUCUUUUAAGGCCAAUUUAAAGAGUAUAACACUGUUGUGGGGUUCUUUAUAUUUUACUAAUUUGAUUAAUAAAACACUUAAAAAUUGGC